Messenger RNA from Numida meleagris (helmeted guineafowl), 686 nucleotides. RefSeq names its product cadherin-1-like. Gene Ontology annotation, molecular function: calcium ion binding. The record is from RefSeq and is a predicted model, not a curated record. Gene Ontology annotation, cellular component: membrane. NCBI's taxonomy places the organism in Eukaryota, Metazoa, Chordata, Aves, Galliformes, Numididae. The transcript is spliced from 4 exons. The coding region runs from base 111 to 665 and encodes 184 amino acids.
CCCGGCGGGGCCAACACCUGCGGGCGGGGCUGCUCCCACCUGCGCUCGGCGGCGGCAGCGCUCGGCAGCUCCGUCCGCGGCGGUACCGGUAGCGGCCCGGUCCCUGAGCCAUGGGGCGGCGGUGGGGCUCUCCCGCCCCGCAGAGCUUCCCCGUGUUGGUGUUGCUGCUGCUGCUCCAGGUGUGCGACCGGCGGUGCGACGAGGCAGCCCCCUGCCAGCCCGGCUUUACUGCUGAGACCUUCGCCUUCACUGUGCCCCGGGACAGCGUGGCGGCGGGCAGAGAGCUGGGACGAGUGAGCUUUGCAGCCUGCAGCGGGCGGCCGUGGGUCGUGUAUGUCCCGGCCGACACACGCUUCAAGGUGAACGUGGAUGGCGUCGUCUCGACGAAACGGCCACUGACGCUCCAUGGGAGAGAGAUCAGCUUCAUUGUGUAUGCGCGGGAUGCCAUGGGCAAGAGGCACUCAGCCCGGGUGACAGUGGGAAGGCACCGGCACCGGCACAAGCACCAGCACCUGCAGGACAUGACACCGGCUGUGCUGACCUUCCCCGAGCACGACUCUGGCUUCCUCCGGCGGCAGAAGAGGGACUGGGUCAUCCCCCCCAUCAGCUGCCUCGAGAACCACCGGGGGCCCUACCCCAUGAGGCUGGUGCAGGUACGGGGCUGAGGGCUGAGCCGCCGCCGGCCC